Molecule: messenger RNA, 938 nt
Organism: Vicugna pacos (alpaca)
Lineage: Eukaryota; Metazoa; Chordata; Mammalia; Artiodactyla; Camelidae
Source: RefSeq, a predicted model, not a curated record
GUUUGUCUGUUGGUAGGAGUAGGAAGUCAGAACAGAGGUGUUGUGGGGUAGGUUUGUUCAGAACAGAAACCAAAGACCAACUUUCCUGAGCAAAAGAAAGAACACCUGCAAAUGAAAUGCUGUUUCUGCAGCUUCCAUUGCUGCUGGCUCUCCUCCCAGGUGCUGACAGUGAGGACGGUUUCCAGGAGCCGGUCUCCUUCCAAAUCAUCCGUAUCUUCUCCUUUUACAACCAUUCCUGGGAACAUUCUCUGGGCUCGGGUUGGUUGGGGGAGUUGCAGACUCACAGCAUGGAUAGCAGCUCUGACACUGUCAUUUACCUGUGGCCUUGGUCCAGGGGCAACUUCAGCAACGAGGAGUUGAUGGAAGUGACAAGGUUAUUUCAGACAUUCUUCAUUAGAUUUGCUCAGGCAUUUCACAACCAUGCCAUUCAGUGGAUGCUUCACUAUCCCUUUGAGGUGCAGAUAGCAGGAGGCUGUAAGCUGCGCUUUGGAGAAGCCUCAGUAGGCUUUGUGCAGGUUGCUUUUCAAGGAUCAGAGUUCCUGAGCUUCCAGAACAAUUCAUGGUUGCCUUCUCCAGAGGGUGGAGAGAUGGCUCAGCUUGUCAGCAGUCUAUUCAAUUUGUACCAAGGUACCUCGGAAAUACUGCACAGGCUGCUCAGCGACACCUGCCCACGUUUCCUCUUGGGUCUUCUUGAUGCAGGGAAGGCAUAUCUCCAGCGACAAGGGCACCGCAGCUCCGUGGGCUGGAUCUUCCUGGCAGUGACGGUGCCCCUGCUGCUCCUGGCAGGUCUUGCGUUUUGGGUUCGGAAGCGCUGGACGCUCUGUCAACCCGCAAGCUCUCAUCUCCCUUUGGAAUGAGAUGCCAGCAGCUCAGGAGCUCGGGAUGUAGUGAAACACAGCCCGGUGAUGCCGGCCUUCAACUCUCCAUGUACAGCUUUU